Molecule: messenger RNA, 2059 nt
Organism: Drosophila eugracilis
Lineage: Eukaryota; Metazoa; Arthropoda; Insecta; Diptera; Drosophilidae
Product: glucose dehydrogenase [FAD, quinone]
Exons: 2
Coding region: 24-1943 (639 amino acids)
Molecular function (GO): flavin adenine dinucleotide binding; ecdysone oxidase activity
Source: RefSeq, a predicted model, not a curated record
UCCAAACGGCAGUGUCAGACGCAAUGUCGCUAGCCAGCGGCCAGAAUCUCAACAUGGAUGCUGCAACGGCCAUUGGCCCGGAUCAAUGUGGACCAGCCAUUGGCUUGUGGAGUGGCUUCGUUAAUCUACUCCUGCAAUCGAUCCUAACAGCCCAGUGUCAGGUCUCACCAGCUGGACUAUGGCCAUUGGAUUAUCAGGGAGAUCUGAGUCAACCCUAUGACUUUGUGGUCGUUGGAGCAGGAUCUGCGGGUUCUGUGGUGGCCAGUCGGUUGAGUGAGAAUCCUAAAUGGAAAGUUCUUGUUCUGGAAGCGGGUGGAAAUCCACCAGUGGAAUCGGAGAUGCCUGCCUUAUUUUUUGGCCUUCAGCACUCAAACUUCACUUGGAACUACUUCACAGAGCCAAGUGAGAGUUCCUGUCAGGGAAUGAAGGAUGGUCGCUGCUAUUGGCCAAGAGGAAAAAUGAUUGGCGGCUCGGGUGGAGCUAAUGCCAUGCUGUAUGUACGAGGAAAUCGCAAAGACUUUGAUGAUUGGUCAGCAUUGGGAAAUGCAGGCUGGAGUUAUGAUCAAGUUUUGCCAUUUUUCGAACGAUCUGUGACCCCACAAGGCAACUCCACCCACCCGAAAGGCUAUGUGACCCUUAACCCUUUCGAGCGACAGAAUGAUUUGAUACAUCAAAUAAUCAUCAAUGGAGCUCAGGAGUUGGGCUUGCCAUAUGUGGAGAGAUUCGAAGAGGGCAGUGAAACGGGCUAUGCCCAUGUACCAGGAGCCGUGAGACAAGGUCAAAGGAUGAGCCCAGCCAAAGGUUACUUGGGGGCCGUGUCUCGAAGUCGACCCAAUCUACAUGUGGUCAAGAAUGCCUUGGUUACCAAAUUGAAUUUUGAUGGCACUUUGGUAACAUCCGUCAGCUUCGAACGAGAUGGUGUUAGCCAUCAAGUGAAGGUCAGCAAGGAAGUGGUCGUCUCUGCCGGUGCCAUCGAUUCACCAGCUCUUCUCCUGCGUUCGGGCAUUGGCCCAAGUCAGCAUUUGGAAUAUUUGGGUAUACCAGUACAGGCAGAUCUUCCCGGUGUUGGUGGCAAUCUUCAAGAUCAUGUUCUAGUUCCACUCUUUAUCAGGCUAGAUGAAGGUCAAGCCCCGGCUAUCACGGAUAAGGACAUGCUGGAUGGUGUAUAUGAUUACCUGAUACAUCGCCGUGGAUCCUUAGCCACCCAUGGCACUGCCUCCUUGGUGGCUUUUAUCAAUACAAAUGCUAGUAGUAAUAGUAUCUAUCCGGAUACGGAAAAUCAUCACCUCUUCUUCCAGAGGGGCAAUCAUAUGGCACUGGAAAUGUUCAGCCAAGGUUUGUCCUUCCAAGAACAGUACACAGAAUCGCUACAAGAAUACCUCAAAGAUUCCCAUCUUCUGUGUGUCUUUGUUCUACUCUCCCAUCCGAAGGCCAAAGGUGAACUACGUCUAAGAAGUCCAGAUCCAAGGGAACCACCUAUCCUGCAGAGUAACUACCUAACCGAACCGGAAGAUGUGGCUACCUUAAUGAGGGGCAUUCAGUAUAUUGAAUCCCUGGAGCAGACCAAAGCUUUCCGAGAUCAUCUGGCUGAAAUAGCUCACAUACCGAUCAAGGAAUGUGAUCACCUAAAGGACUAUCGUAGUGAGAAGUAUUGGAGAUGUUAUGCUAGAUACUUCACUGUCACCUGUUACCAUCAAACGGGCACUGUCAAAAUGGGUCCCAACUAUGAUACCAAGGCCUGUGUUAGUCCUCGUCUGCAAGUUCAUGGCUUCUCCAAUCUCAGAGUAGCCGAUGCCAGCAUUAUGCCUGCUGUGGUCAGUGCUAAUACCAAUGCUGCCACUAUAAUGAUUGGGGAAAGGGCAGCUGAUUUCAUCAGAGAGGAUCAUCAAGGUGCGACAGAUGACAGCCAGUGGGUGCCGCACAUGCAUUCGGAUGACUUUUAGUUUGCUUUUUUGGUUUUGGUUUAACAAUUCCAAACACAGUCUCUCCGCUUAACAACUGGCAACUUGUCAACAAGUUGUUGUUGAUAACAAAAGUAGAUAUUGGAUACUACACCUUC